Psylliodes chrysocephalus is the source of this 2058-nucleotide messenger RNA. The record is from the annotation of a GenBank genome assembly. NCBI's taxonomy places the organism in Eukaryota, Metazoa, Arthropoda, Insecta, Coleoptera, Chrysomelidae.
CCUUUAAUUCUUGAAACUCUGCUUGAUAUCUAGAUUGCUUUCGUGACAACUAAUUGUCAAAAAUUAUAAAAAAACUGUAAUUUCGUAUUUUGACUCUAUUGCUUUUAAAUAAUACAUAAUAAUACUCAAAAUGAUUGGAGAUUACGAUAUACAAGAUGCCGAGGAACGUAAGAUGGUUUCUGACACCCAAAUACCUGCCUAUGAAUCCGAAUUUAUGAAUGCUAAAAUGUUCUUGCAAUUAGCAAGUACUAAUACAGGGGAUAAUUUGUAUGAUCACUUAUGUGAAACUUUAAAUAAAAUAUUAGCUGAAAGACCGUUAAAUGUUAUCGAUUUCUUCGAAGAGUACAGCAGAAGAAUAAAAGAGAAACGAUAUAAACCACAAACCGAUCAUCUCGAAGAUAUUUAUAUACCUCCUUCGAGUUUUGCGUUAGCGAAUACAAUCAUACCAAUGUUAAAGCCCCUGCCACCUGGUGAGCCAUCAACUGUCGAUCCUGCAGAUUUGGAAGUUGCUGAUAUGUCUCAAAAUAAUAUGUUACAGCUUCUUUAUUACUUUGAGCAUUGUGGUCUAGGACUACCAAGACCAGAAAUGUUCUACAUAAUGCUUUCGAUGAGGAAAUUAAUUUACAAAGAGCCCAUCUCUUCAAUUAGGUUCUGGGGAAGAAUAUUUGGAACGCUCAAAAAUUACAAUAUUGUAGAAUGUGAACUCAAGAAUGAAGAAUAUAUUAAAAGAAACGAGACAUACCAACUACUACAACUGGAUGAAGUUAAACACCAUGACGAAGAAAAUGAAGAAUUAUUAGAAGAAAACAGAAUUAGAAAGGCAUUAGAUGAAAUAGCUAGAGUACAACAAUUUGGCGGUGAAGGUUCUAAAUAUCCACGACAGCUACCUCCUGAACCAAAAUCAUUAUAUGAAGAACUUCCUGAACCUCCAUCGGAACCAUCCGGAGUUGGUUUGAACAGAAUGGUUUAUUACGUCAGUACCGGCAUUGAAGAGCCUUGGUGUCAACUUCCAGACGUUACUCCAAAACAAAUCAGAACAUGUCGACAAGUUUACAAGUCGUUUACGGGAAAUUUAGAAGAACCCGUCUUGACAUAUCCUGAAUUUCCCGGAAAAGAAAAAGAAUAUUUACGGGCUCAAAUUGCAAGAAUCACUUCCGGAACACAAAUAUCUCCGCUUGGUUACUUCACGUUUGGAGAAGAAGAACUAGGAGAAGGGGCGGGUGACGAAGAGGCAGAGGAAGAAGCUGAAGAAGUACCGGAGCCAUCAAAAACAGCAUUCAUAAAAAAUUCCAAAUAUGAACCGCCUCCUCUAAAAGAUUUAUUGGACCCUUCUAUGUCGUUUUGGGUUCAUCAUACUCCCUUCAUCCUACCUCAAGGACGAACCACUUGGUGGAAUCCAUAUCCAUUGCCCGAGGGUCUCGGAGAAGGCGCAGAUGAAGAAUCAAAGUUAGGAGAAGCGGAAGAGGAAGAAGUAGAUGAUUAUGACCUUAAGAAAGGUAGACUCUCGAUAGAACCUGAAACAGGCCCUCCUCUGCUCACUCCACUCUCCGAAGAUGCAGCCGUGGAGGCAGUACCACCUUGGAGUGUAAGGUGUUCUUCCAACAUAAUGGAUGAUUUUGCUAUUGCUGUAGUUAGAUCUAACUUAUGGCCUGGUGCCUAUUGCUUUUCAACUCAAGGAAAACUUUUUCAAAAUAUUUAUUUGGGUUUUGGUUUAAAAUACAUGGAGCACAAUUUUUCUCCUAUGCCACUACCACCAGUACAACAGGAAUAUCCCACUGGAGCAGAAAUUAUGGAAAUAGCUGAUCCAACUGGAGCUGAGGAGGAAAAAUGGCGCGUUGAUCAUCUACCGAAACCACAAGAAGAAUUACCAGUAAUUGGUGAAGAACUCGGAGAAGGAGAAGAAGAGGAAGAGGAAGAAAUGGAAUACGAUGACUAGAAAGUAUUGAAGAUGUCAGUUUUAAAUAUGGUCGCUCGGUAUGUUUUGACUGUUUACUAGUUUAUAUUUUUUAUAGUUUGUAAUUGUCAAUAUGUAUAAACAAAUAAAAAUGUUUUAUUUUC